CUUUGGCUCGCGCAUAGACAACUACACAUCCCAUCGUGUUUGUGUUCCGCUCCUAUUUAUAGCAACAGCAGUGUACUCGAGUGCCCGUUCAACACGGUCUGGGUUGCGACAGAAGGAAGUUUCGGGUGACUGUGUUGCUCAUAAAUCCCCGGGAUGAAUGACAGAACGGAAGAAGAGACGAUCACUGCUGUGAUGGAGACGACAUCAUUCUCGCAGGUAGUUUUCAAUGAUGUCCCUCCAUCUUAUCCUCCAAACACCGCAGUGACGUGCCGAUAUACUCUCACCGGUGGCCUGCAGCCGAACCCGAGUGACUGGAUCGGCAUCUUCAAGGUUGGUUGGAGUUCAACACAGAUGUAUUUCAACUAUGUAUGGGUGGAACCUUGCCUGGACCAUGUCGGAAUUGAACCAGUCUUGCAACAAGUGGUUUUCAGAGAGAGUUACCUACCCAAGGAUAAUGGGGAGUUUUACCAGUUCUGCUAUGUGGAUAGCAGCGGUCAUGUCAAAGGAGCCAGCACCCCAUUCUGCUUUCAAAACCCAGCAGAAACCAGCCUUGAUUGCAGUUUGGAGAAGGACAUUUUAGUUAUAACAACACAGGAGCAGGCAGAAAAGAUGGAAAAGGAAAAGGAGAACUUUGUGAAAGAGAUCUAUUCCUUAAAAGAGACAAAUGAGAUCCUGAGAAAUGAGCUGGCCGAAAGACUGCAUGAGAUCUGCUUUCUCAGGAACUGCCUGGAUGAUUUGAAGCCAAAAGAUAAACUGGAUACACCACUGCAAGGUGUACAGAAUUAUAAUGCCACUGAAGAGGUCACCAAAGAGCAGCCUUUGUCAAAUAUACCAUCACUGACCCCUUUUCAUGAAAAGUAUGAGAAAGCUGUUCAAAAGAUAAUCAUGCUGAAGCAGGAAAAGGCUGAGUUACAGCAAAAGGUUGAACUCCAGGAAGCAGAAGCCCUUAAGCUAUAUACCGUGCUGAAAGGGACAGAGCAAAAUUACAACAAACUACAGGAUCGUUUUCAGUUGCUACAGGUGGAUAUGCAAAGCAGCAGGAAAGACAAUGAAAAAUUGCAUGCAGAAAUCCAGGAGCUCAUUAUAGCAAAAAAGACCCUAGAAAAUCUGAAUGAUGAAAACAAAGCAUUACAAGCGUCCAUAUCAGAGCAAGAAGAAAACGAUAAAAAAAUUCAGGACAUGCUCACUCAGCUGACAGAAGCCAGAGGGCUACUACGUAGAGAGAUGCAGAAUUGCAAAGAAGCCAACAAAUGUGCAGAAGAGGCUGAGCAGGAAUUGAAGGAAGCAAAGAAGAAGCUGGCAGAGAUGGUUGUGAAUGUAGCUGAGGGCGAGAAAAUCCAGGCACAGCUUCAUCAGGCACAGGACAAAAUGUAUGAAAUGGCUGAGACAUCAAGAUUAGACAGAGAGAAGCUCAUAAAAAAGAAUGAGGAACUGCAAGCAGAAGAAGAUAAACUACGCAAGGCAUUGUUUGACUACCAGGUCGCUUCUGUUGCCGCCAAGUCCGAGCAUAUACCGAACCCUCAAAGCCCACCUGCAUCGGCCAACACCCAGGAACAAACUUACCCGCCUGACUCUCACUACUUUGAGAGCACUGAUGACUUGACUGGAGAUCAAGCUGGAACUGAGAACAAGUUGAGGGUGUGCCAACAUUGUCAGGAGAGCUUUCCUGGUAUCAGCGAGGAUGAACUGGCACUGCACGAGCAGUCUCACAAAAUGUGUCCAUUCUGCACCCUUAUCUGUGAUGAUUGGGAACAGCAAGAGUUUGAAGACCACGUUUAUAGUCAUGAGGAGUAAAGUCAUUUUUCUGAAUCUGAAAUACUGUCUUUAGGAAAGUAUGGUAUAUGCUUGUCUUUUAUCACUAUUCAUUUAUACAAGAGCUAGUUAUUUAAUUGUACAAGCAGUGAUACAAAGGUGCUUGUUAUUUCAAAUAACAGCAUUGGGACUUUUCACUUUUUGUAUCAUCUUACUAGUCUGUGUUCACCGCAUUCCAGACAGCUCUCUGUGUUACUUGGCGACACGUAAAGAUUGAUGCUUUGUCGUCUUAUAGAACUAUUUUCGUUGGCAGAGAAAAAACUAUGCAAACUGGUGAAAUUUUAUCUGAAAAGAAAGUUACUCAAUAUUUAACCUCUUGUUUACAUAACUGUUGUAUAAAAGCAAUAUCACACUCAUAGUCAUGCUGUUGUACUGACAUUUACGGUUUCCUAGUAGUGCGCAACAAAGUCUAAUUAGCAAAGCAAAUAAAAGCUGAAAAUAACAGAAAUAAAUCAAAAGCAAAAUGAAAUUAAGCCACAACAAAUAAGUCCAGCAUUUUGUAAAAAAAUAUUUUCUGAUAAUUUUGUGUUGUUGCUUAGUGUUGUUGUGUUAUGGUUAAUUUCCAUUGUGUUUUCAGUUUUUUUUUUUCUCUUUGCUACUUUGGUUGUGUUGUGCACCUCUAGGCCACCAUAGAUAUUUGAUGCAUCAGCACUCUUGAUAAUGUGAUAUUUCUUAAUUAUUGGACAGCUCUCUGGAGUACAUGAUUCUGAUUGGUCAGUU
Messenger RNA from Myxocyprinus asiaticus (Chinese sucker), 2532 nucleotides. Its product is annotated as calcium-binding and coiled-coil domain-containing protein 2-like. Lineage: Eukaryota; Metazoa; Chordata; Actinopteri; Cypriniformes; Catostomidae. The transcript has 14 exons. The record is from RefSeq and is a predicted model, not a curated record. The coding region runs from base 154 to 1794 and encodes 546 amino acids.